UCCACACCUCACUGUUUAUUACCGCGUGACAGUGGGACCCACAAGCAUCUGAACGAGAUAUAAAUAGGCCUAACAAAUCCAAUUAAUUCUCCCCCUUUCUGCGAGGCAAUUUUCUUUUUUGUCUUUUUUUUUUUUUUCCUUCUUCAUUUUCUCCCCCCCCCUUCAUUUUUCUUUCCUUUGUUCGCUUUUUCCCUCGCUCUACAAACCCUAAUCGUAGAGAAUCCUUUUUUUUUUCGAUCAAUUUAUUUGGAUCGGUUUCUUCAGUUAAAUUGAAUCGAAAAUGCAGAAUCAGAGACUGAAGCAGCAGCAACAGCAGGCUUUGAUGCAGCAAGCUCUCCUUCAACAACAGUCACUUUAUCACCCUGGCCUCUUAGCUGCUCCGCAGAUUGAGCCAAUCCCAAGUGGAAAUCUGCCUCCUGGAUUUGAUCCAAGUACAUGUCGCAGUGUGUAUGCUGGGAACAUUCACCCACAGGUGACCGAACCACUUCUUCAAGAAGUUUUUGCAAGUACGGGUCCUGUGGAGGGGUGUAAGCUAGUUAAAAAAGAUAAGUCAUCCUAUGGAUUUAUUCAUUACUUUGAUCGUAGAUCUGCUGCACUUGCAAUACUGUCCCUCAAUGGAAGGCAUCUGUUUGGGCAGCCUAUCAAGGUUAACUGGGCUUAUGCCACUGGUCAAAGAGAGGACACAUCGGGUCACUUCAACAUUUUUGUCGGUGAUCUGAGUCCAGAGGUUACGGAUGCUAUGUUGUAUGCUUGCUUUUCUGUUUAUCCCAGCUGUUCUGAUGCAAGGGUUAUGUGGGAUCAAAAGACCGGGCGUUCCAGGGGUUUCGGAUUUGUCUCUUUCCGGAACCAGCAGGAGGCUCAAGGCGCAAUAAACGACUUGACUGGAAAAUGGCUUGGCAGCAGACAGAUACGCUGCAACUGGGCCACAAAAGGUGCUGGUACUAGUGACGAGAAACAGAGUUCAGAUGCUAAAAGUGUAUUGGAACUUACAGGUGGCUCGUCUGAAGAUGUAAAGGAGGCAGCAAAUAUUGAUGCUCCUGAGAAUAACCCUCAAUACACCACUGUAUAUGUUGGCAAUCUUGCUCCAGAAAUAAGCCAGGUCGAUCUCCAUCGCCACUUCCAUUCACUCGGUGCUGGAUCGAUCGAGGAAGUUCGAAUCCAGCGUGACAAAGGGUUCGGCUUUGUGAGGUACAGCACCCACGCAGAGGCUGCCAUGGCUAUUUCAAUGGGAAAUGCUCAGUCAUAUCUCUAUGGUAAACAAAUUAAGUGCUCUUGGGGUAACAAACCGACCCCACCUGGAACAAGCUCGAACCCACUCGUGCCACCUGCACCGGGACCCAUGCCCGGAGUUUCUGCCGGGGAUCUUUUGGCGUACGAGCGCCAGCUGGCAAUGAGCAAGAUGGGGGCCGUACACCCCCUUAUGCAUCACCAGGGGCAACAUCCUAUGAAGCAAGUGUCUAUGGGAAUGGGGGCCGGCGCUAGUCAGGCUAUUUAUGAUGGUGGUUACCCCAACGUUGCUGCAGCUCAACAGCUCAUGUACUACCAGUAAUUUAUCAAUAUUCGAGUUGGAAUUUUCUUUUUUUUUUUUUUCCUUUCCGGGAAUUUUCUAGGAUGUUUUUCAUUUGCUGUUUCUGGGAUUGCUUUGUAACUUAAUUUUUUUUUUCUUUUUUUCUUUUUUGAGAAGAGCUUUGUAACCUUAAUAUAUUCUUCGUUGUGUGUGUAUCUCAUGUCCAUGUAUGCUACCUUUUUUUUUUUUUUUUUUUUUUUUUUUUUCUUUUUCUUUAAAGCUGGAGCCCUGCAGUGCAAGUGGUGUUCAUAAUUUUCAUGUUUAUUGUGUCGACUUUGUUUAUGGUGUUGAUA
Molecule: messenger RNA, 1860 nt
Organism: Erythranthe guttata (spotted monkey flower)
Lineage: Eukaryota; Viridiplantae; Streptophyta; Magnoliopsida; Lamiales; Phrymaceae
Product: RNA-binding (RRM/RBD/RNP motifs) family protein
Molecular function (GO): mRNA binding
Source: RefSeq, a predicted model, not a curated record